Molecule: messenger RNA, 434 nt
Organism: Hibiscus syriacus
Lineage: Eukaryota; Viridiplantae; Streptophyta; Magnoliopsida; Malvales; Malvaceae
Product: 22.0 kDa class IV heat shock protein-like
Exons: 1
Biological process (GO): response to salt stress; protein folding; response to heat
Source: RefSeq, a predicted model, not a curated record
UCAACAACUUAACAAUUUCGUUUCAUUGCUGAACUCCCAUAACCAGAAAUUCCCUCAAAAACCUCACCAGAGCCUUCAUUUUCCUAAUGGCAGCAACCACCAUGGCAAGCCAAGUGAAUGUCUUAGUGCCCUACCCAAGGUCACUAUGGGACAUGAUGAUCCCCGAAGACCCGUUUAGAAUCCUCGAAAACACACCACUCGCCGUCCCCAAGACCACCGAGCCGGUGGCAUUGGCCCGUGCCGACUGGAAAGAAACACCGCGGUUCCACGUCAUCGCUGCCGACAUCCCGGGGAUGAAGAAGGAAGAUGUGACGAUCGAGGUGGAAGAGAACCGGGUGUUGAUGAUCAGAGGCGAAAGAAAAGAGGAACAGGAAGUGGAAGGAGAGAAGUGGCACAGAGCGGAGAGGACGGACGGGAAAUUCUGGAGGCAGUUC